Messenger RNA from Aspergillus ibericus CBS 121593, 1399 nucleotides. RefSeq names its product transcription factor TFIIE subunit TFA2. The transcript has a single exon. NCBI's taxonomy places the organism in Eukaryota, Fungi, Ascomycota, Eurotiomycetes, Eurotiales, Aspergillaceae. The coding region runs from base 221 to 1105 and encodes 294 amino acids. Gene Ontology annotation, biological process: transcription initiation at RNA polymerase II promoter. Gene Ontology annotation, cellular component: transcription factor TFIIE complex. The record is from RefSeq and is a predicted model, not a curated record.
UGACGAGGAUCUUUCCUUCAUCUCCCUCUCUCACCCCGCCGGCCGUUCUCUACCUCCCCGGGACUGGCUCACUCCCCUCAGUUCUCAUAUGAAAUAUCACGGUCGUUAACAGAGCUCAUCCGUGCUCUCCCAGAGCGAGGCCUCGCUCAACCUCACCUGGCCCUUGGCCCAGCCUUCCACGUCCCCUUCGCAGCUGUGACCUUGUCUCUCCACCGCCAACAUGUCGCAUCUCCAACAGCAGCUGAAGAGCUUCAGUGCCGGCGUCGUCGACUAUGCAGCCCGCAUGCCGGCCCAGCGGCGUUUCGUGCACAACAACAAUACCAACUCCGCCAGCAGCUCUCAGCUUCCGUCUUCUACAUCUACGCCCACACCCGGCGAGGAAGCGAAGCGUAAACGGCACGAUGCGGACAUCGUCUACUCGCAGCCCGCCAACACGGGCACGGGCAAGGACAUCAUGACCCAGGUCGUCUUUGCCAUCGAGCACAUGAAGUCCAAGGGGGUUCCUCUCAAGUUCGGCGAUAUCGUCUCCUAUCUGUCCCUCCAGCACCGGGCCAACGACCAAGGCUAUAUCCAGGCUCUUCGGAGCAUUCUCCAGAUGCACGAGAAGGUCCAAUACGAUCCCAGCGGCGCAAAUGGAGAAGGCACCUUCAGCUUCCGUCCGCCCCACAACAUCCGUACCGCGGAGCAGCUCCUCCAGAAACUGCAGGCCCAGUCGACCGGUGCGGGGAUGAGUGUUCGGGAACUCCGAGAGGGAUGGCCGAACGUGGAGGACGCGAUCAACAAGCUUGAGAAGGAAGGGAAGCUGCUCGUGACCCGGAACAAGAAGGAUGACCAUGCGAAGAUGGUCUGGGCCAAUGAUCCGUCCCUGAUCCAGCACUUUGACAAUGAGUUCCGUCAGAUCUGGGAGAAGAUUAAGGUUCCGGAUCAGCAGGCGGUCAAGGAGGAGCUGGAGAAGGCCGGUAUUGUUCCCACGAACAAGAACAAGGUCGUCAAGGCCCGGCCCAAGAUGGAGCAUAAGAAGGUGAAGAAGCCUCGGCGCAGUGGCAAGACUACCAACACCCAUAUGAUGGGCGUUUUGAGGGAUUAUUCGCACCUCAAACGGUAGUGCCACCUUUUUCUUUAAUUGCUUAAACAGUAUGCCAUUUGCUAUCGCUGGGAUCUGGCUUACAUUGCAUUAUAUUGGCGUUUAUGGGUUCAUAGACAUGGGACUGCGGAUUGGUGCGUUCGUUAUUCUUACUUCCCCCCGGAAGUGAUCUUCCGGUUGUGGUGGCUUUUAUGUAAAACUAUACAGCAAAAUCGAUACCCGGAUAAUUGAAUGAUUUAGAGUGACUGUUCUAUACUUUGUAUGCUCUGUCUGUAUUAUUCCACACGAGAUAUAGUUCAAACAUAUCGGAGUACU